Molecule: messenger RNA, 2067 nt
Organism: Talpa occidentalis (Iberian mole)
Lineage: Eukaryota; Metazoa; Chordata; Mammalia; Eulipotyphla; Talpidae
Gene: CCDC177
Product: coiled-coil domain containing 177
Source: RefSeq, a predicted model, not a curated record
AUGGUGGAUCCCGUGCCUCAAGAGGAGAAGGCGGGAGAGGAGCCCGGAGGCUCAGGAGGGGAAGGUGCCGCCGCCUCGGUGCCCCCAGAUGCCCAGGGUGCCCAGCAGCCUGCGGCAUCCUCGGCCUCGGCCUCGGCGGCGGCGCCCCGCAAGGCUGAAGUCCCGUGCAGCGCCGAAGGUGGGAGGCGGGAGCAGUCCCCGAUGCUGCACCUCGACCUCUUCAACUUCGACUGUCCGGAGGCCGAGGGCAGCCGCUACGUGCUGACCAGCCCCCGCUCGCUGGAGGCCUGCGCCCGCUGCGCCGUCAAGCCCGUGGAGCUGCUGCCACGGGCCCUGGCCGACUUGGUGCGCGAGGCACCGGGCCGCUCCAUGCGAGUGGCCACCGGCCUGUACGAGGCCUACGAGGCGGAGCGACGCGCCAAGCUGCAGCAGUGCCGGGCCGAACGCGAGCGCAUCGUGCGCGAGGAGAAGCGGCGCCUCUUCACGCCGCUGGGCCCCGCGGCGACGGCGGCCUCGGCCUCUAGCGCGGGCGGCAGCAGCAGCAGCUGCAGCAGCGCCAGCCUCCCGGCCUCGCCCAAGCCGCGCGCGACCCGCAAGGCCUCCUCCAGCCCCUCCCCAGCCCGGACCCAACCUCCGCCCGCGGGCUCGCGGGGAGGUCGCAAGAGCCACUCGCUGGACUCGCUGUCCCGCCGGCGAGAGGGCGCCCUCAGCUCUGAGUCCGGCGCGUCGUCGUCUUCCUGGUCGUCGCGGGGCUCGGCCAGGAACAUACCCGGCGGGUCCGCGUCGUCCGCCCCCAACCCGGUGGGGCGCCCGUCCGCCCUGGCCCUGGUCCCGAUCACAAGCCGGAGCUUCAGCCUCGGCGACCUGAGCCACUCGCCGCAGACCGCCCAGCACGUGGAGCGCAUCGUGCGCCAAGUGCGCGUGGAGCGGGGCCUGCGCGGGGUGCCCGAGCGCGACCGCAAGAUCGCGGCGCUGAUGCUGGCGCGGCACCAGGAGGAGCGCCUGUUGCUGGAGCAGCGCGCCGCGGCCCACGGCCAGUGGGAGCAGCAACGCGUGCGCGCCGAGCAGCGGCGGGAGCGCGAGGAGCGCGAGAAGCAGCGCUCGCUGGAGAAGGGCCGCCGGGCCUGGGCCGCGCAGGUGGAGGAGAGGCGCGGUCGCCGCGGCCGCGAGGAGCGGGAGGUGGCGCGGCAGCGGCAGCGGCAGUACGAGCGCAGCGAGGAGCGGCGGCGGGAACUGGCGGAGCACCAGGGCCUGCUACGGCGGGAGCGGGCGGAGCGCGCGGCCCAGGAGGACCGGCUGCGCAAGCUGCAGCAGGAGCAGAACCUGAAGCAGCGGGAGGAGGGCCUGAAGGAAGGGCGAGAACGGGCGGAGCGGGUCCGCAGGGAGCGCGCCCAGCGCGUGGCGCGCACCAAGCAGCGGCAGGAGGGCCAGCUGCAGCGCGAGAAGCGAGAGCUGAGCCGGGCGGAGCGGGCGCGCCACGCGGCACUGCUACAAGGCCGGGUCCGCCAGGAGCAGGAGGAUCGAGAGGGACUGAGGAGCUCCCUAGAGGCCAGCUUGGGCCGCGCGCAGGAGAACUAUGAGCAGUUGGUGGAGCAGCGCACCCGGGAUCUGCGGGAGCGGGCCCGUCGAGAGGAGCUGCAGGGCCGGCGGGCCAAGGAGGCUGCGGAGCGCAAAGACCGGGAGCAUCAGGCCCACCUGGAGGCGCUGGCUCGGGUAGGCGAGCGGCGACUGCAGCACGCGACGCAGGCUGCAGAGGAGGCGGUGCAGCAGAAGGCGCGGCGGGUGGGCCAGAAUCGGUUGGAGAAGGAGCGGACCCAGCGCGCCAACAAGGAGAAGGUGGACAGGGACGAAGACAGCCGCCGGCGGGAGCUGCUCCAGGCUAUCGGGCGCAAGCUGGAGCGCAGCGAGCAGCUGUCUCGGGAGCGACGCUGCGCGCUGGAGAGCGCGCGCUCCACAGCCCGGGCCUCUUUCCACGUGCGGGAGAAGGUUCGCGAGGAAACCAACACGCGCUCCUUCGACCGCAUGGUGCGGGAGGCCCAGUUGCACGCCAGCUUGGACCGCAAAUGA